AUGGAAAAGCUUGUGAUCGAGAUCCCUCUGGUUGAUGCUGUGAAGAUCACUCUGGUUAUCAAACGCUAUGGUAAGAGAAUGGUGACCAACAAUCUCAGUCACGAGCAAAGAGUGAUGAUGAUUUCUGAGAAAGUCAGUGCUGUGAUUCAGAAUAAAAUUCCAGAGAAGCUCCCAGACCCAAGAAGCUUUGUUUUGGACUGCUCUAUCUUCUCAGAGAGGUUCAAGAGAUCGCUGUGUGAUCUUGGUUUGAGUGUUAACCUCAUGUCAUACUAUGUAGCUUAUAGCCUUGGGAUGACUGAUUUCAAGCCAACUAGGAUCUUUCUGAUCCUAGAAGAUCGAUCUACAAGAAUCCCAAAAGGUGUCUUGAAAGAUGUUCCGAUUAAACUUGGUGAUUGCAUGAUUUCUACAGAUUUCGUGGUUCUGGAAUUCGGAGAAGAACCAAAUGAUCCUCUAAUUUUUGGUAGACCAUUUUUAGCUACAGCUGGAGCAGUAAUUGAUGUCAAGCAUGGUAACAUUGAUCUCCACCUGGGAGAUACAAUCAUGAACUUCAAGAUGGAGAAACUGAAGGAUCCAACCAUAGAUGGUCAGACAUUCCAAGUCAGUGCAAUACCAGAAGUGAUAGUUGGAGAUCAGAAGGUGCUUGAUGCUGAGAUGGUGAUAGAUCAACCUGAGUUGACUAAGACGUCUACAAAACCAGUAGCUGCUAUUGAGCAGACAGCUCAAAACAUCAUGCUUCAUUCAUCUCCACCCAAACAAAGGUACGCACCUCUUGAACCUAAUCCUAAUUUUUGUGAUAUCAUCAAAACUGAUUUGAAAGAUCCAGACUCUGUCUCACGAUGCAAGCUACGUGAUUAUCGUAUAACACUUGAUUUUUUGAUUGAUGAUAUUGCAGGGAAUAGGUUAAAAUCGUCUAAACACAGAUCUCACCCUGGUGCUAUUCCUGCAUUCCUUGGACGACCUCAUGCGCACAAUGCCUACAAAUCACCAUAG
Eutrema salsugineum is the source of this 990-nucleotide messenger RNA. RefSeq lists its product as uncharacterized. The transcript has a single exon. NCBI's taxonomy places the organism in Eukaryota, Viridiplantae, Streptophyta, Magnoliopsida, Brassicales, Brassicaceae. The record is from RefSeq and is a predicted model, not a curated record. The coding region runs from base 1 to 990 and encodes 329 amino acids.